Messenger RNA from Rosa chinensis, 595 nucleotides. RefSeq lists its product as uncharacterized. The transcript has a single exon. The record is from RefSeq and is a predicted model, not a curated record. Lineage: Eukaryota; Viridiplantae; Streptophyta; Magnoliopsida; Rosales; Rosaceae. The annotation marks the transcript as partial. Gene Ontology annotation, biological process: mRNA splicing, via spliceosome. Gene Ontology annotation, cellular component: U2 snRNP; precatalytic spliceosome.
CUCCCCGCGGGAUUUAAUUUCAGAGUCGUCGUCUUCUUCGUAGCUGCAAAUUUCGAAUCUCUCUAUAUACACAAUUCGCUUUCGCCGCUGGUGCUUCUUCUCCGCAGCCAAUAUGCAGGUCAUGCCAGUGAUAGGUUCAACAUGAAUUCCCAGCUCGAACACCUUCAAGCUAAGUACGUUGGAACAGGGCAUGCCGGCUUGCAUAGAUAUGAAGGGACCGUGAACAUUCAGCGUGAUAGCUAUGCCUCCUAUAUUGGUCAUUAUCCUAUUCUUUCGUACUUUGCUCUUGCCGAGAAUGAGUCGAUUGGGAGAGAACGUUACAAGUUCAUGCAGAGAAUGCUUUUGCCUUGCGGUCCUCCCCCAGAAAGAGUAGACGAUUGAGAAUGUUCUUGUACGGAUAAGGACGUGAACGGUUCUGAUACACUCUGUUCUUGGAAGUAAUCAUAUCGUAACAGUAUGUACUGAAUUUUACCUCCCAUAUGUUGAGGACUAGUUGGAAGUUCUUUACUUUGCACUUGCGGGUGAAUAGUUGGAAUGUAAACUUUUCAAUAAUAUAUUUCUAAUGCCUUCUUUUGCUGAUAUAAAAAAUAUACGA